AUGGAACCAGAUUGGACAACCAACGAGACGUACAGGGCCAUUCCCCAGAUGGAGAUAGGCGAUCCUGUACAAGUGAGUAAACUGACAAAAGAACCAUCUAAGGCACCAACUAAAAACAAAUACCAUCCUAACAACAUGUUUACGCAGAGUAUCUUUGAUUUAACUCUUAUUACUAUCAACAUUUGCCAGAUAUGUUACAUCUUAAAGGUGGGCCCAACUCUAGGUAUUCUCUAUUACAUAAUGCUGGCUCUAUUAGGUGUUUCCCUCUUUUUGCUGUCCAUUCAUGGCUUCAUGGGACUAUUUGGACGACUUCGCUGUAGCAAACCACUUUCCGAUGGAUGUUUUAACUGCUUGUACAACACUUCGCUAUUCAUGGUGGUAUUAGUUUACUUGGUGAACUUAAUUUUUAAUGUGCUAAGCUUAAAAGAAACUGAAGAUAAGUGCCAAAUCAUAGUCAGUCACAUGAGAAACCGAACGGCAACCUAA
Messenger RNA from Sabethes cyaneus, 486 nucleotides. RefSeq lists its product as uncharacterized. Lineage: Eukaryota; Metazoa; Arthropoda; Insecta; Diptera; Culicidae. The transcript has 3 exons. The record is from RefSeq and is a predicted model, not a curated record. Gene Ontology annotation, cellular component: membrane. Bases 1 to 486 code for a protein of 161 amino acids. Gene Ontology annotation, biological process: tissue regeneration; cell adhesion.